This is a messenger RNA of Nyctereutes procyonoides (raccoon dog), 872 nucleotides long. RefSeq names its product HCLS1-associated protein X-1-like. NCBI's taxonomy places the organism in Eukaryota, Metazoa, Chordata, Mammalia, Carnivora, Canidae. The record is from RefSeq and is a predicted model, not a curated record. Gene Ontology annotation, cellular component: apical plasma membrane; clathrin-coated vesicle; mitochondrion. The coding region runs from base 41 to 736 and encodes 231 amino acids. The transcript has 2 exons. Gene Ontology annotation, biological process: negative regulation of apoptotic process; regulation of actin filament polymerization.
GGCCUCGGUGGGGUCUGCAGGUUCGAGUCCCAAAACGGGGAUGAGCUUCUUUGAUCUCUUUCGGGGCUUUUUCGGCCUUUCUGGACCUCUGAGCCACAGCACUUCAGGAGGGAUGCGUUUCCAUGAUAACUUCGGCUUUGAUGACCUGAUUCGUGAUUUUAAUAACAUCUUCAGCAAGAUGGAGGCCUGGACCUUGCCUUCCCGCCCUUCUGCACUUCCAGGUCCUGGUCCUGAAUCAGAGACACUUAGUGAGAGACGAGGGGAGGGACAGACACUUCGGGACUCAAUGCUUAAGUAUCCAGAUAGUCACCAGCCCAGGAUCUUUGGGGGGGGGGUCUUGGAGAGUGAUACAAGAAGUGAAUCCUCCAAACCAGCACCAGACUGGGGUUCCCAGAGAGCUUUUGGUCUGUUUGAUGAUAUGUGGCCUGUGACCCCCCGUUCUAGAGCCAGAGAAGACAAUGAUCUUGAUUCGCAGGUUUCCCAGGAAGGCCUCGGCCCAGUUCUGCAGCCCCAGCCCAUAUCCUAUUUCAAGAGCGUCACAGUGACUAAGAUCACUAAGCCAGAUGGGACAGUAGAGGAGCGCUGGACUGUGGUGGAUAGUGAGGGCUGGACAGAGACCACAGUAACCCAUCAAGAAGCAGAUGGCAGUCCUAGAGAUGAUCCAGAAUCACCAACACCUCCAGCCCUGGAUGACGCCUAUUCCAUCCUGGAUUUAUUUCUAGGACGUUGGUUCUAGUCCCGGUAGCCUUGUUAACCCUCAGAGGCCUUCAGAUUCUUUCCACCCUUCGCUCACUGUCAGUGGGCUUAGCUUCUCCUGCCACCUCAGGGUCUUGGGUGUAUGGAACAGUGAGUUGGGGAUAUGUCAGUAUGUG